UCAGAGCCUUCCUGAUGUAUAUAUGCAGGUAGUGAGAUUUGAAAGAGCCCUUUGAGACGGUAAUAUAAUAAAACUCUGAUUUGAAGAGUAGCAGUUUUCCUCAUUUUUCUGCUCUCUUUUGGGGAUGAGUUGCCAACCUUUUACUUCGGCUGAUACCUUUAUACCUCUGAAUUCUGAGUCUUCUGCAACUCUGCCUCUGAUAAUGCAUCACAGUGCUGCUGAGUGCCUACCAGUCUCCAACCAUGCCUCCAAUGUGAUGUCUACAGUCCCGUCUAUUUUGUCUUUGACCCAAACUUCUAAAUGUUUGUAUACGUAUUUCUCCGUGACAAUGUUGGGAAACACAGCAACUGGACUUCAUUACUCUGUUCCUUCCUGUCAUUAUGGAAACCAGCCAUCAACCUAUGGAGUGAUGGCAGGUAGCUUAACCCCUUGUCUUUAUAAGUUUCCUGACCACACCUUGAGUCAUGGCUUUCCCCCCAUGCACCAGCCUCUUCUGGCAGAGGACCCCACAGCAGCUGAUUUGAAGCAGGAACUCAGGCGGAAAAGUAAAUUGGUUGAAGAGCCAAUAGACAUGGAUUCUCCAGAAAUUCGAGAACUUGAAAAGUUUGCCAAUGAAUUUAAAGUGAGAAGAAUUAAGUUAGGAUACACCCAAACAAAUGUUGGGGAAGCCCUGGCAGCUGUGCAUGGCUCUGAAUUCAGUCAAACAACUAUCUGCCGAUUUGAAAACCUGCAACUCAGUUUUAAAAACGCAUGCAAACUAAAAGCAAUACUAUCCAAAUGGCUGGAGGAAGCUGAGCAAGUAGGAGCUUUAUACAAUGAAAAAGCAGGAGUAAAUGAAAGGAAAAGGAAACGGAGAACAACUAUAAGUAUUGCUGCUAAAGAUGCUCUGGAGAGACACUUUGGAGAACAGAAUAAACCUUCCUCUCAAGAGAUUUUGCGGAUGGCUGAAGAAUUGAAUCUUGAGAAAGAAGUAGUAAGAGUUUGGUUUUGCAACCGAAGGCAGAGAGAAAAACGAGUGAAAACAAGUCUGAAUCAGAGUUUAUUUACUAUUUCCAAGGAAAAUCUUGAAUGCAGAUAAGAUUUCUUAUUGUGUAAUUGCAAAAAUUUCUAUUUUUUGUUCCUUUCUCUUCUUUAACAAAAAUAAAAAUUAGUUAUUUGUUUGGCUUCAAAAUUAUAUCAAUAAUGUUUGCAGAAGCUUUUCUUUUUGAUGUUCUAAGAUAUAAAAUUUAAGUUAUAUUGAUAAAUUAUUCUCUUUAAAAUAAUUAUUCUCAGAAGCCACAUUGUACAUUUUAACACAAAGAUAUAAUAGGAAUAAAACAAUGAUUCUCUUUC
Molecule: messenger RNA, 1332 nt
Organism: Pteropus alecto (black flying fox)
Lineage: Eukaryota; Metazoa; Chordata; Mammalia; Chiroptera; Pteropodidae
Gene: POU1F1
Product: POU class 1 homeobox 1
Exons: 6
Coding region: 125-1078 (317 amino acids)
Biological process (GO): regulation of transcription by RNA polymerase II
Molecular function (GO): DNA-binding transcription factor activity, RNA polymerase II-specific; RNA polymerase II cis-regulatory region sequence-specific DNA binding
Source: RefSeq, a predicted model, not a curated record